Molecule: messenger RNA, 1227 nt
Organism: Arctia plantaginis
Lineage: Eukaryota; Metazoa; Arthropoda; Insecta; Lepidoptera; Erebidae
Source: the annotation of a GenBank genome assembly
AUGGAGGGCACUCCUCCCAGCCAGGCCUUGCCGGACCCCGACGAGGGUAUCACCUGUGACCGUCGCCCGUCCACCGAUGACCACGCCGACUUGUCCGACACGGGUUCUGAAGCCGGAUCAGGCGGAGGCAAAGACUCUGGAUGCGAAGUCGCCGCUGAAACACAGGAGCCGCCUUACACACCCCCGGAUGAUGAGUUAGCCAAUCGGAUUGUAGCACAAGUUGAAUUCUAUUUUUCUGACGCUAAUAUCACAAAGGAUGCUUUUCUUUUGAAACAUGUAAGAAGAAACAAGGAAGGGUAUGUUUCUUUGAAGCUCAUAUCCAGCUUUAAGCGCGUUAAGCACUUGACAAAAGACUGGAGAGUCGUGGCUGAAGCGUUAAAGCGAUCAACAAAGUUGGAAAUCAAUGACUUAGGAACUAAACUUCGUAGGAUAGAUCCGCUGCCAGCAUACGAUGAGACAACCCCCUCAAGGACUGUGGUGGCAGUGAAGAUGCCUAUUGACAAACCUUCAGUUGAAAAUGUGUCAAGAUUGUUCGCAAGCUGCGGGGAGAUUGCUUUGGUGAGAGUGUUGCGUCCGGGCAAUCCUGUUCCAGCUGACGUGCGCCAGUUCCUCAACAAGAAUCCUAGUUUGGUUAAUUGUGUGUGUGCGUUGGUUGAGUUUACUGAAUCUGAAUCGGCUAGGGAGGCGCUCCGUCUUCAGAGCUCUGAGGAAGAAGGGAUGCGUGUAUAUGAAUUGAACGGAGUUCCUAGGGAACCGAAAAGGAAGACACCCAUUCGACGGGCGCCGCCAAGGCGUCAUGAAUGCGAAUAUUCAUCGUGCUGUAGUGGCUCUGAGCCGGAGUACGAGUACCGGUAUGGAGCUCCCUUUUACAGACGUAGCUCGAGCGGUGUCUUCGCGCCGAGACCGCAGGACAUCCAGACCUGGCUGCCUCGACGUGUAUCGACAUGCAGUCACAGCUCAGAUUCAGGAGUUUCUUGGUACUGUGGCUCCCGGCGAACAUCAGCUGCGAGUACUGGCAGUGCUGGAAGUGGCGGCAGUUCGGACAGCUGGCUGGCGCGGCGUCUGUCUGGUUGUUCAGUGACCGGUACUGAGUGCGGCGGUCGACGGGUGUCCUGUGCCGCCCCUCGCUGGGAGCCCCGCGCGCCUCUGGUGCCGGACGGCACGCGCGGCUUCCAUGCCGCUGCUCGCCAGCGCCGUAUCUCCGACCUCGCGCUGUACUCGCGCUAG